AACAUGCUCUAAAACUGUUUAUAAACCUUCCACUACAUCUUUUGGAGAGCAUCAACUAACCAAAGUGUAUAGAGAGAGAAAGAGUGAAAGUGACGCGAAACAAACGCUCAAAGCUACUGAUACAGAGACACAAUCAGAAUGGGCGCUAUACUGUCAUCGCUUUUCGGCGCCGGCGAGGUGGCUGCGGCGGAGUCUACGCUCGAGGAUUCAUCAGAAUCCCGCGUUAUGUCUUUCCACUCUACCAACCGAUGGCAGCUUCACUACAAUUCACUUAAAGAUUCCGAUAAAUUGUUGGUUGUGGAUUUUGCGGCGUCUUGGUGUGGGCCGUGCAAGUUUAUUGAGCCGGCGGUGAAGGCCAUUGCUAAUAAGUAUCCUGAUGUUGAAUUUGCCAAAAUCGAUGUUGAUGAAUUGCCGGAUGUGGCCAAGGAAUUCGAGGUGCAAGCAAUGCCAACAUUCAUCUUUCUUAAAAAAGGAAAGGUGGUGGACAAGGUGGUUGGUGCCAAAAAGGAUGAACUUGAGCAUAAGAUUGCAAAGUGUGUGUCCUCGUAAUUAAUGAUCUAGUAACUGGCAUUUGGUGCUGCCCUGAGGCAUAUGUACUUGGGAGAUUGCUAAAAUUGUUUUCUCCAGUAUGAUGUUCUUACUGUUAUGCGCAUAUUGUCAAUAUGUUUACAUCCUUUGAUACACCAGCACGUUAUUGAUUAUGCAACUGUUGUCCGUACGUUUGAAAUGUUAUUGAGUAUGCCCUUUCUCUUGAAA
Chenopodium quinoa (quinoa) is the source of this 756-nucleotide messenger RNA. Its product is annotated as thioredoxin H2-like. Lineage: Eukaryota; Viridiplantae; Streptophyta; Magnoliopsida; Caryophyllales; Amaranthaceae. Gene Ontology annotation, molecular function: protein-disulfide reductase activity. The coding region runs from base 139 to 549 and encodes 136 amino acids. The transcript is spliced from 3 exons. The record is from RefSeq and is a predicted model, not a curated record.